CUGUUCGGUAACUUGGAAACAAGUAAAAGAGAGAAGGUGACCCCCACAAGGCCACAAGGAGGAGAAAAAAAACCAAGAAAGAAGCCUGCCUGCAUUCACAGUAUUUUUCCAUGUUUAAAAACCUUUCGGGUUUCGUAUUUUUCCAUGUUUAAAAACCUUUCGGGUUUCUACCAAGGUGGUCUCGACACAUGCCAUUCAUGAUAAGUUCUUGUUAUUUUUAAAAAAUAUUUGUGUUUUGUUUUUAGUCGUUGUUUCUUGAAAUCCCAACUGUUGUUGUCUCCGGCUCUGUUUUUCUCUGUUGUUCCCUACUCUGUUUUCUUUUUUCUUUCUUUUUUUUUUUGUGUUUUUCCGCCGAUCUCUGGUUUUUUUGUGACGAUGAUGGCCACCGUUAGAUUCUCUGAUUCCUACGAAUUAAGCAACACAAGCGGCAACAGCUUCUUCGCCGCCGAGUCAUCUAUUGAUUAUCCGACGGAGUUUCUCACGUCAUCGGAGGUUGCUGCGCUUCAGCUUCUCUCCAACUGUCUCGAGUCUGUUUUUGACUCCCCGGAGACUUUUUACACUGACGCUAAGCUCGUCCUCUCCGGCGGCCGGGAAGUUUCUUUCCACCGUUGUAUUCUUUCGGCGAGAGUUCCCGUCUUCAAGAGCGCGCUAGCCACCGCAGCUGCCGCCAAGAACCAAAAGUCCUCCGCCGUAGUGAAGAUCGAGCUCAAGGAGAUCGCCAGGGAUUACGAAGUCGGCUUUGACUCCGUGAUGGCUGUUUUGGCGUACGUCUACAGCGGCAGAGUGAGGCCGCCGCGGAGAGGAGCCUUUGAAUGCGUAGACGCCGACUGUUGCCACGUGGCUUGCCGGCCGGCCGUGGAUUUCAUGGUCGAGGUUCUCUAUUUGGCUUUCGUUUUCCAGAUUCCGGAGCUAAUGAAUCUGUAUGAGAGGCAAUUAUUGGAUAUCGUAGACAAAAUUGUAUUAGAAGACAUCUUGGUCAUAUUCGAGCUGGAUACUCUUUGUGGUAAAGCUUACAAGAAGCUUCUUGAUAGAUGCAUAAAGAUUAUUGCCAAGUCUGAUAUGGAACUAGUUAGUCUUGAGAAGUCUUUGCCGGAACACAUUUUCAAGCAAAUCACUUACAUCCGUAAAGAGCUUGGCUUAGAGCCACCUGAGCUAAAAAAACAUGUCAAGAAUAUAUUCAAGGCACUCGACUCGGAUGAUGUUGAGCUUGUCAAGAUGCUUUUGACAGAGGGACACACUAAUCUCGAUGAGGCGUAUGCUCUUCAUUUUGCUGUGGCUCACUGCGAUGUGAAGACCGCUUAUGAUCUCAUCAACCUAGAGCUUGCGGAUGUUAACCAUAGAAAUCCAAGAGGGUACACUGUUCUCCAUGCUGCUGCCAUACGGAAGGAGCCAAAGCUGAUAGUAUCUCUGUUGACAAAAGGGGCAAAUGCAUUAGAUACGACGUUGGAUGGUAGAACCGCUCUCGUGAUUGCAAAACGACUCAUUAAAGCGGAUGACUACAAUACUAAUACAGAGCAAGGCAAACCUUCUCUGAAAGGUGGAUUAUGCAUAGAGGUACUUCACCAUGCACAAAAACUAGAAUAUCAGUUUCCUAGAGAGGCAUCAAUUUCUCUUCCAGUGACUCCCGAGGAACUGAAGAUGAGGUUGCUCUAUUAUGAGAAUCGAGUUGCAUUGGCUCGAAUUCUCUUUCCAGUGGAAGCUCAAGUUGUAAUGGAUAUCGUCAAAUUGGACGAAACAUGCGAGUUUACAGCUUCUAGUCUCGAGCAUGAUCCAAAGCGGACAUCACUGGACCUAAACAUGGCACCGUUCCUAAUCCAAGAGAAGCAUUUGGCUAGACUAAAAGCGCUUUGUGACACCGUGGAACUGGGAAGUCGCUACUUCCCACGCUGUUCACUCGAUCACUUUAUGGAUACGGAUGACUUGAACUAUCUAGCUAGCGUAGAAGAAGACACUCCUGAGAAACGGCAACAGAAGAAGCAAAGGUACAUUGAACUACAAGAGACUUUGAUGAAGACCUUUAGUGAGGAUAAGGAGGAACUUGGAAAGUCUUCCACAUCGAAACCAACCACUGCCACUGCGAUGAGGUCUAAUAGUAAACUCUCUCACAGACGCCUAAGGGUGGACAGACGAGAUUUUGUGAAACGAACUUGCCGGAACACAGGGAUUCGGGAAUGAAAAAGCAUGUCCCAUUUUCACUUCCCCAACUAAAAAUGAUGUCUCGUAUGUUUUGAAACGGGAUGAGAUUUUUGUUGUUGUACCACACGUACAUAUGUCUGUUUUUUUUUUACUAUAUCUCUCUCUCAUCCUCUGUGGUAUAGCUUUGUUCUUUACUUUGCAUCUUGUAAUACUGUAACCAAUGAUAUAUGGUUUGAUCAGCUUGUUCAUUUCGUUUCCUCUA
Molecule: messenger RNA, 2398 nt
Organism: Capsella rubella
Lineage: Eukaryota; Viridiplantae; Streptophyta; Magnoliopsida; Brassicales; Brassicaceae
Product: regulatory protein NPR2
Exons: 4
Coding region: 376-2175 (599 amino acids)
Biological process (GO): systemic acquired resistance, salicylic acid mediated signaling pathway; defense response to bacterium; regulation of salicylic acid mediated signaling pathway
Cellular component (GO): nucleus; cytoplasm
Molecular function (GO): protein binding
Source: RefSeq, a predicted model, not a curated record